UUCAUAAAACUCUCACCGGAAGUCUCUCUGUUCCGCAAUCGCUGCGACACCAAUGAGUCGGCUUUUGCUUCCUAAACUUUUCUUAUUCUCUAGAACACAGGUUCCAGCUGCAUCAUUGUUCCAUAAUCUGUACGGACGUGACAGACGCUUUGUUCAUUGGAUGAGUGACAUGUCACACGAUGGUGUAAGAUCAUCCACAACUGGUGUUUCUGCUUCUGGAGCUAGAACAUUUUGCUCCCUAGAAGAUUUAUUAGCCAAAAAGUGUGUGCCAUGCAAUUCGAAGGAUCUGCGCCCCAUGACUGAACAAAGUGCCCAGGAUCUACUUCAAAAUGUUGCUGGAUGGGAUUUAGCCAAUGAAAAUGAUACAUUAAAGCUGCAUCGGUCUUGGAGAGUGAAAAGUUUUACAAAGGGGCUAGAUUUCUUCAAACGUGUAGCUGAUAUUGCUGAAUCAGAAGGUCAUCACCCAGAUUUGCAUCUGGUCGGCUGGAAUAAUGUGAAAAUCGAGAUAUGGACACAUGCUAUAGGUGGUUUGACGGAAAACGACUUCAUUCUUGCUGCUAAGAUCAACGAGCUCCAAGUGGAAGAUCUUCUGAGGAAGAAGAAAGUUGCCAAAUGAAAUGGAAUUGAAAUGAAUUCUGCAAGCUAAAGAAACAUAGUAAAAGACUACUUCAGAGUUCGACAUAAAUAAGCAUCUUGAGCUCUUUAUUGGGAUGUGUUGGUCUUAAAACUCUGUGAAGUUUACGCGAGCUAUAAAUCUAUGUAGGAUGAGAACAAAAUGAUAGAGAGAUUAAUGUUCCUUCUGCGUAUGUGGUUCUUGUAAACCAAAAUCUCAAACCCAUAAAAUGAGGCAGUGGCUUUAAGUUUGUAACAGGUAUCAUUCAUUC
Molecule: messenger RNA, 884 nt
Organism: Capsella rubella
Lineage: Eukaryota; Viridiplantae; Streptophyta; Magnoliopsida; Brassicales; Brassicaceae
Product: putative pterin-4-alpha-carbinolamine dehydratase
Exons: 7
Coding region: 53-616 (187 amino acids)
Biological process (GO): tetrahydrobiopterin biosynthetic process
Cellular component (GO): mitochondrion
Molecular function (GO): 4-alpha-hydroxytetrahydrobiopterin dehydratase activity
Source: RefSeq, a predicted model, not a curated record